AUGGACAGCUGCACUGUUGUCAAAGCAGCCGCUCUGUGCUUCUCCAGACGCACCUAUGGCCAGUCCGCUGCCUUCAUCCCUCUCUCCAGAAUGAGACAGUGUCCCAUCCACACCGCGGUGCUGCCUCUAGCGCUGAGUGAGUCCUCCCAGUCUCCUCUCCUCUCCUCUCCUCUCCUCACACCGCUCCUGCCGCUCCACGCCGCGCGGCAGACCUUACCUUUCUUUCAUUGUGCAUACGUCACUGCGCGUCUACCGCCUCUGCGACACGGCACAGACGGAGCGGAGGAGAGGAAGGAGGGUUUUUCUGUGCGGUGCGCCUUCUGUUCUCCAGCAGAGCACCCGGCGCACGGAGUCCGAACAGGUUCUCUCUGA
Molecule: messenger RNA, 372 nt
Organism: Knipowitschia caucasica
Lineage: Eukaryota; Metazoa; Chordata; Actinopteri; Gobiiformes; Gobiidae
Source: the annotation of a GenBank genome assembly